CCUUGUCACUUUCGCAGCACCGAAAGGAAAAACACAGCCUCAUUGCCCAAGGUACCGAUCGACCCCACCCAACACGUGAUAAACACCCAACACGUCAUUAUUAUCAAGAAAUCCCACCAAUUUUUCCACCAAUACACAUCUCAGAUCUCCACAUUCCUCUGGAUCUCCACAUCCCGAUCAGGAAAAAUCCUUCAGCAAACCAUGAUACCGACUUGUUCUCAUUCAUAUUAAGAAACCCCCCAUUUCUCCACCAAUACACAUUUCAGAUCACAACAUUCCUCUGGCUCUCCCCAUCCCGAUCAGGAAAAAUCCUUAAGCAAACCAUGAUGCCGACUUCUUCUCAUUAUUAUUAAGAAAUCCCCCAUUUAUCCACCAAUACCCAUCUCAGAUCACAACAUUCCUCUGGAUCUCCCCAUCCCAAUCAGGAAAAAUCCUUCAGAAAACCAUGAUGCCGACUUCUUCUCACACCUCAAACACCACCAUGACGCCACAAUCUCCACCACAACCCUCACUCCCCACCCAAAUCGCAGACGCAGGCAAAUCUCUGUACGCGCAACGCAGGCCCUGGUCGGAGCUCAUCAGCGCCUCCAAUGGCGGCACCGCCUUCGCCAAGCCCGAUUCAUUCGGCGAUGCCCUAGCUCGCAUCCGCCGCAACGCGGCCUAUUUCCGCAUCAAUUAUGCCUUCCUUUUACUGUUGAUGGUCCUGUGCAGCCUCCUGAAAGAGCCCGUUGCGUUGCUGGUUAUCGUUACCCUAGCCGCCGCCUGGUGCCUGCUUUAUCUUUUCCGGACCGAGCCGCUGGUGGUUUUCGAUCGGAGCCUGAGCGACGGUGCUGUGCUCGCAGGCUUGACCUUGGGUACCAUUUUGGCGCUCUUUCUGACAGGGGUUACGGGUACCAUUUUAAUGGCGGUUGCAGUCGGGGCUUUGAUCGUGGCUCUGCACGGGGCGUUUAGGGUUACAGAUGACCUGUUCAUUGAUGAAGAGGAGGCAGCGCAGAGCGGACUGCUGGGGCAUAGCUACACUGCAAUUGCUUCUAAUCCAAGGCAAGUUUAGGGUGAAUUUUUGUAGGGAGGAAUGGAAAUUAGGCAUUGUUUGAGGGGAGCUUGUGGAUGAAAUUGUGUAAAGAUUUUUAGGGUUACAGGAAAUUGUGGAUGAAAUUGUGUAAAGAUUUUUUAGGGUUACAGGAAUUGUUGAUGAAAUUGUGUAACAAUUUUUAGGUUACAGGAAAUCGUGGAUGAAAUUGUGUAAAGAUUUUUUUAGGGUUACAGAAAAUUGUGGAUGAAUUCGUGUAAAGAUUUUUAGUGUUAUUGGAAAUUAGAGCAAAUAGGUUCCCAUCUUAGUAUUCUAAUGAGUGAACUUCAGAAAGGCUCAAUGCUUUACAUCUGUGAAAGGCUCAAUGCUUUACAUCUGUGAGCAUCAACUAGAUGCAAUGAGGGCUAAGCAGACCAUUAAUUCUCAUGAGAGAUGGGUUCACUUAGGUGCAAUGAGUGCUAAGCGACCAUUCAUUCACAUGAGAGAUGUGUUCACCUAGAUGCAAUGAGUGCUAAGCAGACCAUUCAUUCUCGUGAGAGAUGUGUUCACCUAGAUGCAAUGAGUGUUAAGCAGACCAUUCAUUCUCUUGAGAGAUGAGACUAAUAUUUGUUCUAUAUGAAAGGUUUUGUGAGUUCUGAUUUGUUUGAACUUGUAAAAUAGAAAUUGUUUUUGUUUA
Messenger RNA from Cryptomeria japonica (Japanese cedar), 1706 nucleotides. RefSeq names its product PRA1 family protein B2. Bases 446 to 1051 code for a protein of 201 amino acids. NCBI's taxonomy places the organism in Eukaryota, Viridiplantae, Streptophyta, Pinopsida, Cupressales, Cupressaceae. Gene Ontology annotation, cellular component: Golgi apparatus; endoplasmic reticulum. The record is from RefSeq and is a predicted model, not a curated record. The transcript has a single exon. Gene Ontology annotation, biological process: vesicle-mediated transport.